Messenger RNA from Rhodofomes roseus, 1432 nucleotides. RefSeq lists its product as uncharacterized. The coding region runs from base 237 to 1217 and encodes 326 amino acids. The record is from RefSeq and is a predicted model, not a curated record. NCBI's taxonomy places the organism in Eukaryota, Fungi, Basidiomycota, Agaricomycetes, Polyporales, Fomitopsidaceae. The transcript is spliced from 14 exons.
GACUGUAACAGGUCAGAGUGGCAGUUCCUACCGCCUUCCAUGCACUCGAUCUUCGCACACACAACCUUCUCAUCUGCCAAAGGACUGCAUUAUGGGUCGCUUGCUGCUGAGCGCUCAAGCGCUCAUGGGCGGAGUAUCACUCCAUACCCUCGAGAGUCUUUUAAGCACGCUCCGUCUAGACCCGUUGCUGCCGAGCCCUUCACGCGCAUCCGUUUGUCCUCUGGUUGCCUUCGACGAUGAGUGCUACUAGUACUGAGCGUAGCGACCUUGCGAUCUUGGCCGGUCCUAAGCUACUCGGAUACUUCUUCAACUGGGCCCUUCUUGGCGUUCUGACCAUCCAAAGCUAUCUUUAUCAUAUCAAUUUUCCGCGCGAUCCGCUCCUUCUACAAUGUCUAGUCUAUGGCAUGCUCGUCUUCGAGUGGGUGCAAACAGGGCUUGUCACCGGUGUCGCCUUCCAGAUAUUCGUUUACAACUAUGGAGACCUGGCAAGCCUCACGAAGAUCUACUAUGCGUGGUUCUUCGUCGAUGUGAUGUGCGCGAUCGUCUCCAUGGCCGUGCAGCUGUUCUUUGCAUGGCGGAUCUACGUGCUCGCGAAGUCAAAGGUCGUUGCGGGUGUUAUCUCGUUGAUCUCGCUUUUGCAAGGUUGUUCGGGCAUCGCAUUGGGCGCGCUGCUCAAAGACACGCCCUCAACUGCAGACGUCACUGCAUCUCACCGGGUAACCAUCGUGCUUAAUAUAUGGAUCAUUGGCAGUGCGGUCGUUGACGUAUUGAUUGCUGUCACAAUGACGAUCCUGAUGCUGAAGCUCCGGCGUGGGACCACAGUGGUGCACACGGAAAGGAUGAUCAACAAGAUCAUACGCCUGGUCGUGGAGACGGGUUCGCUUACUGCGAGUGUCGCAAUCGUCACUUUGGUACUCUGUACCAGAUUGCCAGGUACACAGUACUACGAAACAACCUUAUACGUUCUGACCAAGUUGUACGCGAACACGUUCCUCGCCAACCUCGUCAGCCGCGCGUUUCUCGAAGCGUUCGGUCAGGGCGCCAGCGAAAGCGUCUCCGACAGGACGGUCAGCUUUGCCAUCCCGAUCACUACCGUGUCCGAGAGCUCGGGGACGAGGCUGGAGAUGCGUGAGGUUAAUAACAGUAACGACCACUUGCCGGACGCGGUGAACUACCAAGAAGCGAAGGUACUUCCAACCGCUUUGGCCACAGUAUAACGGCACCGUCGAGACGCAAUUUCCGUCACUCAUAUUUCUUUCCUUGUAUACACUGCACCGUAACAUUAUCUAAUUAACAGGAUCGAGAGGCUGACGGGCGGCCCUAGCCGAUGCAGACCCAUGUACAAUGCGACGUGUACUCUGAUGCAUCAUCUAGCACAGCUGCACAGUCUCGAUCGGUUAGUCCGCCGAAUACCUAGAAUGACACUAGCCUC